CGAAUGGCUUUAUGGCUGGUUAACUUGUGUGUUUUUUCUCUUCCCUGAUUACGUACGUAAAAAAAGGAAACAGACGGUCCACAAUGGCUGAUGUUAAAGCGCUGGAGUACUCUACCAUGAAGGUAGGAUUAUACCUAGUCUAUCUGAGAAUAGGUGUUGUGGAGUUCAAACGGGAGCUCGGUCAUACCUCUCAUAUGGCUCAUAUCGCAAAAUGUCGGUUGUUUCAGCAGUGCAGGACAUAACUGAUCAACAACAACAACAACCUUUAUUCGCCUUUAUCAUAUUUAACAUUAAUAUUUCUUCAAUACCAUAUUAACUAGGCAGGGAGAUCUUAAGCAAGCUCUUUUGAGCUUUUACAAGUAGGAUCUCCCUCUCUAUGUAUCUAACAAUAAUUUUUUUUUCAAGUUAGGCGUAUAGAAUGCAAUGUAAUUUAAAUCAUCAUAAUUUAAUAUGGUAUCUACUGUUAUACACAUACAAUAUGUAUUCCUGUUUUAAGGUCCACUUAAAAAUAAUUCAUGGUGGAAAUAUGUUUUAACGACUUUUUACAUUUUCUGUUUGAAUUUGAUUCCUUUAAAUUAGCUGGUAAAUUUUUCCACACAUUUUCCAUAGUUUGUUUUGCUGCAAUUGACCAGUCUGUAGAGUAUGGCAGGUGCACACGCGAGUUUUUUUAAUAAUAUAUAAAAAAUAAGGGCCUAAAAACGGCCUUGCACGCGCGAGAUCUCAUUGAGUUCUGCCAUACUCUGCAGACGGGGCAAUUGAUAUGCAUAUUUGAUGAAGAUCGAGUAUUGUAAGAAUAAAUGUUAUCGUUUGUUGUAAAAUAAUUUUUAUAAAAUGGUGGUAGUGUGUCAUGGAAGUACAGAUACAUAAUAUUGCUGUGAAAUACAAACUAAUUUCAUUUAUAUUUCCAGUGUCUCUAGGGAAAUAUAGAGUGGUCUACUCUCCUUUUUAUAAGCAGAGAAGGUCAUAGUUCUAACUGAACUAAUAAGUUCAAAUACUUUUUGCAGUUUUUGUUCUUCUCAAUUUUCCAUAGACAAGCCUUGACUGUAUCUCUUAUGCUUGAUUUUAUUAUAAAUCUGAUGAUUUUUUGUUAGUAUUGUUGGUAUUUCCUACUACAAUGCAUUUGAACAAGAUCUACGUAGUACAGCCAUGAAUCUUUUUUCACUGUAAGCCUAUUAAUGAUGCGACUAUUAAUAGGGAAUGACUUUAAAGGGUAGUUAUUUAAUCUAAACCUUAAGAGUGAAUAACAGAUACUUAUAAAAGGCAGCAAAAGAAGAAAAAUGUAAAGAAUUCAAAAGCACACCAUCCUCGCAGACCCAGGGGCAGAUAGUGGGGACAAGGGAAAGUCUAAACGGGCGGAAAAAUAUGGCACGAAGAAAAGUAAAGAACGGCAAGAAGAGCUCCUGGGGACAAUGUCUUACCAGACCAGUUCCAAACAGUCGCCGCCAUUCUGGCUUCUGAUUGGUGCCAGAAAAACACAAGUUUUCUGGCACCAAUCAGAAGCCAGAACGGUGGCGACCGUUUGGAACUGGUCUGGUAAGACAUUGUCCCCAGGGGCUCUUCUCGCUGUUCUUUACUUUUCUUCGUGCCAUAUAUAUUUUUCCGCCCGUUUAGACUUUCCCUCGACCCUUUAUCUGCCCCUGGGUCUCCGAGGAUGAAAGCACACCAAAGCUGAGCUGAUUAUUGUCAUGAUUAUUGUCAAAGUUCAUAGUUUGUUAGUAAAGUAGACAGGAGCAUAUAUAGGAAUAAAAAAAACUAUAGGAAAACCAUUGUGAUGCAAGCAAAAGCACAGCUCUUCAUUACUUUUUCUUGUUCUUCUUCUUGUGCUUGUGCAAGAGUUAAACACAAGCAACAAAAACAUGGCCUUAGUCACAAUACCCCUCUUCUUCCACCACCUUUCAACGGAUUUUUUAUCCCUCUGCACCUGUCAUUCUGGCUGAAUUAUUGUCCUUAUUGAUAGUGGAAGUCUGCUUGUGACUGAACUUGUGUGGCCAGCCAGUUCUGAUGAAUGGAAAGCACCCUGAAAAUUAAUUAGAGCGGUUUUCACUUGACUGUCGUAAAACCAAAACCAAAGUAAAUACACUAGCCAACCAAAGGGCGUAGUAAAACCAAAACCAAAACCAAAACCAAUCCCUUUCGACAGUCAAGUGAAAACCGCUCUAAGACAGCAUUACCAUGAUUAUCUUACAAAAUUCCAGAAGGACUAACAUCAUCAAUGCUGGCUGAAGUAUCUAGAGCUCUCGCUUACUAAACGAAGCUGACCAGUGUUUGAAUUAUUGAACAAGACUUUGUCUUUGAUAUUUGCAAGUACUUGAAGUUUUUUCUGAAAUUGUCUGAAUUGUACAGAACACAUCCCAAUAGGUUUGAUCACACUGGAAAUUUGGAAAGAACGACUAAAUAAUAUUGUGCAGGGCAUACAAUUUAAUGGUAAUGUUUGAAUUUAGGUUCCUUAUGAGAUACUCAAUAAAAAGUUUCGCGCAGCCCAGAAAGUGAUCGACAGGGAGGUGUCUCUUGUCGUGGGAGCGACAAAUGAUUUAACAAACAGUCUCGGCAGUGUUCCAGUUAAGGUUGGAGAGAUCACUGGCUUCUUGGAUGGAGUAGUACAAAAGUUACAAUCACUGAAAAGAAAGGUAACUCAUACCAGUAGAUUCCAAUCAAUUUAGGUUUCUUACCUACCCCUCCCCUAAGCAAGGUGUAAAGAAAGUCAAUUUUACAGCUUAAUUGCUAUUUGGGAAAGGUGCAGCUAGCAUGUACUAACCCAAGUGUCAUUUUUAUUUGAUUCGUAAAUUCUUCUUCCUUGAGUAAAUUAAUGUUAACAACUUACUCCAGGUGGGAACAAUUCACCAGUCUAGACUGGUCUGAUUGUUUGAGUUGUAAAGUUGAUCAUGCACUUUAAGGAUCACGUGGAACCCACUCUCUAAAUUUAUCUCUACAGCCAAAUGGUGCUGCACACAGCUUUUACAGGUAUAUUUUACUCUAAAAUGUUCGUUAGCAAGGGAAUCUUGCAUGUUUUUUAUGACAAGUCGCUUUUUAGUCUUGCUUGCGUAAGCAGCAAGACUCAUAAUCUGCAACAUGUUUUUUGUUGUAUUUAGGACACAAAAGGGGGUCAUUAUGCCAGUCGUUCCUUGCAGAGACUGUGAAAACUGGGACUAAGAAUCGUUGUGUGAUGGAAGCCAUCCAUGUUUUGCGAGAAAGCUUAGGAAUGGUUAAAUUAAGAGCUUUUCCAAAGCGUGUCCGUCCACCAUAAAUUCUACUGCUUGAAAGCGUUGAUUACUUUGGAACAAGUAAACACUACUAAGUGGUUGAAACAAAAUAAGAAUCUUAAUUAGCAAAACGGCAAUGGUCGGGUGUCGUAAACUUUCAUUGUAUGUUGAGCAUGCAGUUUAUUUUCGGCAAUGAUUGAAAUGUUGUGCCAUGAACGUGCCAUAUAAAUCACUUUUUUGAUCUCUGGCAAUGAUGUAAUUUCUCUUGAAUUAAGGCCCUUGAAUUUUUGUGUAUUUAUACUUGUGUAGAGCCUACAAUGGCAGACAUAUUUCUGGUCGUCGCUAACACGCAUACUAAAUCGAUUCAGAAACAAAUAAAAAGUAUUGACAUCGAUAAAGUAGGAAGUAAAAAACCUUUAGCGGGUAAAUCCUGUUUCGUGUACAAUUAAUCGCCUCCUCAUUUCUCGAUCUAAUCUCCAAGUAAGCGAGGCUAAAUGCCGGCAAUCUAAAUAUCAUUGAUUUGUUAGUCAGAAGAAUGUUUUGCUCAAGAAGAAGCUUGCUUGCGGCAUUGCCGGGCUCGUCUGGAUCAUAUCAAAGAGCAUGCUGAUGAGCGGAAGAGUGCUCUGAUACUAUGGAAAAAGAAGCGUCUUGAUAGAAUGCUGGUGGAUCACUGUCUACGAUCUGGCUACUAUGACACUGCAAUUAAACUUGCCAAGGAUUCACAGAUAGAGGUGUGUCAUCAUUAAACUAUUCCAGAUACAUCUAUUUUUAUAUUGAACUUCUGUUACUGUUUCAGUACUUUUAAAUUUAGGAUGUAAACAUUAACCAUAUAUAUAUAUAUAUGUUAUUCACCGGCUGGGAGGUCCGUAUUGGGAGAAACUGUGCCGAGGUCUUGAGUACUCUGACCGAGGGCACAGUUUCUCCCAAUAUGGACCGACCUAGGCUGGUGAAUAACACAUAUAUAUGUACACUAAAAUAUAGAAAUAAAAAUUAACUUGAUUUUCAUGUUGUACAUUUAUGUUUCUUAUCUGUACAUUUAAAAAUUAAGCAACUGUUUCAAUUUAAUCAGAGGCAGUCAAAAGCUGCAUACAGGUAUCAAAAGGACACAUCAUUAUUUCUAGCCUGCGAACGGCAGACGUUUCUCCUUGCUCAUCGCUGCUGUGGGACGUUUCGUGAGGAGGAACAUCUUUGACUCAGGAACAGAAAUUCCAUACUGAUGACGUAAAUCAAUGUUUACAUAAUAAAUCCGGUAAUCAUGGGUUUUCAAAUGCAAAUUUGUUCAAUUUUACAUUUCUCCUGGUCGAUUUUGGUAAAGUGUUGUGUUCAUCUGCAAAUGAGCUCCAGUGAAACUCAAAUGCUUCUUCUAGAGAAGACUAUAUUCCACAAAUAUUGGCUGUUUUGUGAGAGAUUCAUUGCAUUUACAUUUGACUUUUGUGGCUUUUUACUGGGCUGCCUGUGCGGCCCAGUCAUAAAUUCGGCUUUCGGUCGUCGGCGUUGAAAAGUGGUCUCCCGGGGAAGGGAAGACAUGAGAGUCUGGUACUGAGAAACAAUGUUCUCGUAAAAUGGUUUCAUAUGAUUUUCUCUUGUACGGACCGUUGCACGGAUACUUUUUGUACCUUAUCUCCGCUCCUCCUGAAAAACCCACAAGGCGUUGUGAACCUGAAGAAGGCUAUUUGCGUUGUUCAUAGGAGUCACUCUAUAAUUUUUUUAUUCUUCGAGUUUAAGUCAGUUAGAUGAUGUUGGCGCUGGGAAACUCAGAAAAAUGCUCACGUUGCAUACAAACCGAAAUGCCGUUCACGAUAUAUUAGGUUCACACCAAAAGAUGACUGUGAGCGUCAGGUUUGGAACGCCAGGGCUGCUUCGUGAACUCAAAGAGAGAAUUAUCAAUCGAUGUAGUACAUGAGCAAUUAAGAAGCACAAUUUAUGAGCAAAGUAUUUCACCACUUGACGACACUAUGGCUGAAGACUUGAUUGUAAGCUGUCGUUGUCACUGAAGCGAACAACUCAGUUGCCGAUGAAUGUCAGAUGAAUCCUGAUGUUACGCACAUCCAUGAGCGAGGGACGUGACAACUUUGCCAUGUUAGAAGACUGGCUUUUUCUUUAUAUAAUUCCUUCUAUUUAAUUUGGAGGUCUAAAUUUCGGAUACUGAGGAUAAAGAAGACACGGACAAAAAUAAGAACCCUGAGAAUUUCGCACACAAGUUCAUUAGGCUUUACUUGAGGAAUAUAGGAGCUAUUACUGACAAGGUUUGGUGACUGAGUAGAGCAUACAAAUGUAGUCCACGUUGAGGUUUCAGGGGGUUUGCUUUUGUUUGUAUCUGUAUCUUGCUAAGCUUUUAUCAUUAAAUUUGUACAUGAUCUUCUGAUCACAAUUCUGUGUUUUCGCCCAUUCAGCAAGCACGCUAUAUUGAUGUCAGCAUUAGUGAGUUCCAGAAACAUGCCUUUGAAAAUUUUCAGCUCUCGUGAUGUUUCUUGAUAUUUCUUCUACCAUUUUAUGGAGAUGUAAACUGAAGUCACCACAAAAUGGACACUUAAAAAAGCGUAUAAUCCAUUUAUCUCGAAACAUAAUACACAUGACUUAUAUGACGUUUAUUUUCCUAAAGGUGUUUUGAAUACAAACGAACACAGUCAAUGUGAGGGGCAAAAACAGCAUUAAUAUACUCUGUAAAUGAACCAUAGGGUUUUAACUAGUAUAAGGGUCAAUUAUUGUGCAUGGAGAUGAAUUGCUUGAAAAGAGAGACUUCGCUUGAAGAUGUGAUCAGAAGUAAACAAAGUCACCAUAGUGUGUCACGUCCAGUCUUUUUAACAUCCAAGGACUGUGAUAUUGUUUAGCUGGCACCAAAACUUCGGAGGAGUUAUAAAGCGGCAUAGUUAUCAUCCAUGAAGAAAGUUAGUCAUGGGUGAGACAAACAAUGAACUCGAGAACUUGAAUUUUUAACUCAUAUCGGUAUCAGGUAAAAAAUAUGUUGUCAAUGGUUUCAUCUAUUUACAUUGUUUGAAGUGAAGAGAAAAAUACCAAGAGGAAAAUCUUAAAACUGAAUAUUUUUUAUCUUGUGGAAAAAAUAGUGCGUUUUCAUAGACUGUAGACAGCAAAUUACGAUCGUCUAUUUACUGCACGUUUCACAAACAUGUGAAUUCUGAAGUUCAGAAGCCAACCAACGAUUGCGUUUUUCACUGCUGUCAAUCAUCUUAUCUUAACGGACAUCUUAGGAAACAAAACUUUACUUCACGGGUUCAAAAGGUCAUGGUUUGUGAUUUGUGGAUUUCGAUCCGUUUUGUGUUUCUCUGUUUCAAGGUUCGUCACUUGUGAUCGUAAUUAUGAUUGACGGCAGCGAAAAACACAAUUGUGAAGGUGACUUUUGAAGUUUAGAGUUCGCAUGUUUGUGAAAAGCGCGGUAAAGUCUCCGUGCAGUCAGAGGCCCCCGGAUCAGGCGGGAUCAAUUAUGGGCAGUUGGCUGUCUGUUUUAGUAUACUUCUGGUUUUCAUACAAUACAAUAUUUCUGUCUAGUGUAAAUCAGCUCUGUCCGUCGCACUUUAUGCUCGUAGAACGACAACAAUUUUUGGAAUUUCCAGUUAUGUCAAAUUAGUCACGUUAUACUGUCAUGCUAUAUUUUGGGGCACACAAGGAUUGGGGGAGGAGUGCGUGAAAAUAAUGCAAAUCGUUUCCUGCUUAGAAUUAAUGGCUAAGUUGUUUAUUUUUAUUCAUAAUGGUGGAAUUUAAAAGUUAUUAUACAGACCCCAGUUAAAAAUGGUACUCUUUUAUUUGGUUAUGAAAGUCUUUCAAAAGGGUACAAUGUUCUGAAUGAGUUUAUGUUUCAGUCUCAUAUGAGAUUCUGUCACAUGCAAUGGUCGGUGACAAGGUUUUGUAGUAGCCUGAGUGUGUAUAACCACCCCCUCCCCUCAGAAAAAAUAGCCCCUUUGCAGCCCAGUUAAAAAUCGCCUUUCGGCUAUUCUUGUUGUCCUUUGUCUGUCAUUCGUAAACAAUCGCUAAAACAAAAAAAAACUACUCUGUCGACCAAUUAGCACUUCUGACCUGAUUCCGGACAGAUUUUGCAUCAUCAGUAUGGAAUUUCUGUCGUUGAGUCGCAGACGUUCCUCCUCAGGAAACGUCCCUCGGCGGCGAUGAGCGAGGAGAAACAUCUGCCGUUCACAGGAUACAUUUUUUCAUAUAGCACAAUUAUUAAUAACUACUGAAGAAACUCUGCCAGUAACUCACUUGUAGAUAAACCAGAAAAAUACAGGUAUGCCAGCUCGCUACACUCAGUAGCUGAUUACAUGAUUUAAUUUUCCCCUUUUUCUCAGGAUUAUGUGGACAUUGAACUAUUUUUGGUGUCAAGAAAAGUUGAAGAAUCUCUUUUAAGAAGAGAAUCAGGACCUUGUUUAGCUUGGUGUUAUGAAAAUAGGUCCAAGCUAAGGAAGUUAAAGGUGUGUUUGUCAAUGUUGUAGUUCAAUUUCAUUGUUAUUGCAAAUUUCAUUGCUCUGUAUUGGUCGAUGAUAAUUUAUAGUUAUGAAUUUGAAACAAGGAAGAUAUUAAAUUUGCAUAAAUUACAUACAGUUGUUCAUAAGGAAUAGAUACAUGUUAUAAAUUUAUUUAUAGUGUACUUUCUGUAUCAAAGCCAAAGUAACUAAAUAGAAUAAAUUAUAGAGCGGUUUUCACUUGACUGUCGAAAGUAAUUGAGGAAUUGGUUUGGUUUUGGUUUUACUAUGCCCUUUGGUUGGCUAGUGUAUUUACUUUGGUUUUGGUUUUACGACAGUCAAGUGAAAACCGCUCUAUUGAUGUGCAAAUUUUAAGGCCCCCUGGAACCCAUUCUUGCUAUUUACCUUCUGACUCUCGCUAAGGAAGACCUCUUAGUAGAGGUUUGACUGUACAUGGUUCUAUUACCUUGUAUCAAGAUAACAUUCUAUUAGCAGUUACAUCAGCCUUAACUCCAGGUGGUUUUGGUUAGUUUGCUGAUAUACAUGUACAUUUACAGUCUUUGUUGAAGAGAGCCCUCCUCCCCUAGACCUCAUUGUUUGAAAUGGCUUAACGGAAUAUAUUAUUGUUUGCAACAAAUACAGUUUUCAAUGAAAGGGGUUAACUAAGGCAACCAAAACAGUUUUUUCUCCUACAGAAAAAUUAUUUCAGCAAGUUGAAAACAAGCCAAACUAUCCCUACAGUACCAUAACAAUUCUAAGGAGAGAUUUUUUUAAAGUUAUUGUGCAUUGUAUUUUUAAAAUAUAUUUGUCAGAGUAACCUUGAAUUCAAUGUGAGAAUGCAAGAAUUUGUUGAACUUGUGAGAAGAAGUGAAAAGAUGGAAGCAGUUAGGUAUGAAGCAUCAUAAAUACUAUUAUAAUGUUAAUACCUUGGUCUGAGGCAAGAAGAAUAACGGUACGGUAUUUCUGGAAAUCCUAGUUAGAAAGGACGUUGUAGAUGGAAACUUUCCAGGGCAAACAGAAGGUUUGACAAGAUACAAAUUAAUGUACAUGUAGUCCUGUUUUCAUGGUUGGAUCUCCUUCAAACAGAAAUUUGUUGUCUAUUAAUCUUCAAACCUUAGUUUUGAUGCAAGUUUCCUCAGUUUUUUUAAGCCAUCUGGGGAUGGGAGUGAUUUGUGCAAAUGUCUGCAUUAUCUUCAUGUGUAAUCCAUUAUUUUAAGAAAUUUUGGACAGAAUCCUAUUGGUCUGUUUGCGCUCUUUUGACUAAUUUGUUACAUUUAUUAUAGAACAUUCUUGUACUUGUUUGAAUGUCCAAUUAUGGAUUAUAAUUGUAAGUUAAAAAAGACGUGAUGCAGAUUAAGGAAAGUUAAAAAUUUGUCAGAUGUUUGUCAGAAACUAUGUUCUUCUGAGCUCUACAAGUUCAAUGACCUUGACUAUCACGUUCAACACAGUCAGACUCUACUACUUAUUGGAGUAUUGUUUUUUUGGUAUAAUAGAAAAAAUGUACAGAAUUUAUUCUCAGCCAAAAAGUGGUAUUGUACCUAGAUAAUGAGGUACAUACAUUGUAUUGCGUACAGGCAAUCUUUCCUUUGUAGAUAAAUGCCUCAUGUUGCAUAGUACACUGUAUAUCUGUAGAUGUUAACACAUUAUUUUUUGUUGGAUGUGACAGGUAUGCCAGGAAGCAUUUCCCACCAGCAAAUGUUGAUGGCACAAUGACCAAGGAAAUCCAAAGAGCAAUGGCUUUGCUGGCCUUUAAGCCUGAGACUAGCUGUUCACCAUAUAGGGUAAAUAAAAUAAAUAAGACACUCUCUCCUACUUGUAGGUAGAUUUCUGUUUGACUGGGGCCAAUGAAGAAUAUAGCUUUUUAAUGUAAAUUGUAGCUGCUAAUAAUUAUUAAAUUUUGAGAGGGAAAAAUGCCUGGGGCUUUUCCAACUACACAGUACAUUCAGGAAUCUGAUGACUAAGAGACAAAGAUGCUUCAUCUCCCGCAAACAAAUUAUUUUAUAAUCUUUUAGAACAAUCUGAUAGAAAUCUAUAGAAUCAAAUUAGCAAGGAUGAACACCAUCUUUUCGUAAAAGACUCUUCCCACAGGCUGUGAAGAAAAACAACUUAAAAAAUUAUAACUUUUUAGCAAUACCAAUCUACUGACAUGUAUUCAGAACUCCUAAUUUCCUUUUUGUUCCUUUUUUUUUCUUUCUUGGUUGUGCAUCAUUCAACAGUUUUUAAUCUGAUAAUUUAUUAUGUUUGUAACUUUUGAUAUGUACCGGUAUUUUAUCGAAUGAAUAAAGAUGAUGAUGAUGAUGAUGAUGAUGAUUAUUAAAGUGGAUGCUUGUAGUUUUUUCAUUGAAAAUCAAAUAUUGUUCAAUUUAUUGUACAUUAUUUGAGUAAGCAGUGGUACUUGUUGCUCUCGGUCUGUUCAGUACUGACUGUUUUUUUGGGGGAUGUAUUAUUAUUCCAGGAGUUGUUUAAUUUGGAGAGAUGGACUCAGCUAGUAAUGCAAUUCAGAAGGGAGAAUUAUCAACUUCAUCAGCUUAAUGAUCAGUCUACAUUAGCAGUAACGCUCCAGGCAGGACUGUCAGCUCUGAAAACACCGUAUCCUUGUUUUAUGUAUAAUACCCUAAAAUGCAGCAGCUAAAACAGUACAGGUAUAUCUCACUCCUUAUAAUGUUGCUGCUUUAUUGAACAUAAAGGUCACUGAGAUAAAAGAAAUGAACACUAAAGCUAAAAUAGAUGUUUUGGUUUUUUAAUAAAUAUGGAGAACAGUAUGGAGAAUUUACUUGUUGAUAAAAGUGUAAAAAGGGUUAAUUUUUUAUUAUCAAAAUGCAACUUCUUCUUUCUCAUCUUCAUUUGUUUCUAUAUUGUAUAGACAAUUUAGAGAGUAAGUGUUAAGAUGCCGAGUUUUCUUUAGACUACAAGUAGUCCCCAUUUUUCCUCAGGGAUAGUAGAGCGAGUGAAACGCGAGCGUGCGUGGGGUGAUUUUCAUGCGCGCUCGCGUUUCGCUCGCUGUACUAUCCCAGAGGAAAAAUGGAGAUUACUCGUAGUCUAAGUUUUCUCAUGACCUGCCUGAUGAUUAAUUACCUGAAAGAGCAAAGGAAAUUUUAUCAUAAAAAAAAAACACCCACAAAAAAGAAGAACAUGUUGGAAAAAAGAACCAGUGAACUUAUACAUUGUAUCCAAGUUCUAAUUUCCAACAAAGACCAGCUCUCAUGAACUUAGUUCUGUAAUUUUCAGCAUCCAAAAGACGAAAAAAGACGCAACGUAGGCUCUAGGGAUUGUUUGGAGGGACAGCAAAAAACACGGCGCACGGCAACAAGCUACCUGUUGACCUUCCUGCUGUCGCGGCCACCGUACCAAGUACCAAGAGGAAUUUUGCUUAACCCAUGCGUGGAAAACUUAACCACCUUUCGAGGAACCAGACGCAGUUGUUUAGUCCUCACCCUCAAAAAAGGUCCUUUUUACGAAUGUGUUAUUUUGGUGAAAUACACUGUUUCCUUAACACUGUUGUUAGUCACUGUUAUCAAGAGGGUCACAAGAGUUCAGAGUGCCCAGUAUGUAGCCACCCCUUGAACAUCUUAGGCCGUCCUUUGCCCUAUGCACACUGUGCUCAGUCCAGGUUGGUGUGUCCAAUCUCAGGACAUGUCAUGAAUGAGAAUAACCCACCUAUGGUACUUCCCAAUGGAUACGUGUAUGGAGAAAAUGUGAGUAGCCUUAAAAUUAGUAUUUAACUUGGUCUAGGGGGUCUUUUUUAAGAAAGACCAGGACCUUGAAGAUUUUGAUGGACUACUGUUUUGUAGACUGCAAAACAGUCCGUAUUUUUGCUUAUUGAAGUACGCGCGAGCAGUCAAACAAACGGUCUGGAAUGAGGCUGAAACAGAGAGCGAGACUGAGACGCUUUUUCUCUUGCCUCACAAGCCCGCUCGCGCCCUUCGCGCGCGUAAGACUAUUACGCCACGCUUUACCGAUUUCUUUACUGAUUUUGAGAAAGAAACCGACUGUUUUGCAGUCUAACUGCUUUAAUUCCAGUUGAAAUUUUAAGCAUUGCGCGCAUACGGUAAUUACGAAAGAAUUAUUGCCCUGUCAGAGAUCGAAGGGGAUGAGCGCAGCGAACGAGUGAGAUUCUGAAACAAAACAAGAGAGAGCUAAAUAUUAACGGAGAAGAGGGUGGGUUAUUUGAGAGAUUUCGGCGUAUGAAACGUCUUCUCCAUUUUCACUAAUUGAUAAUAAAUCAUAGGGAACUUACCAUUUACAUGGGAAACCGGAAAUCCCGCGUGGAAAAUCAAAUGGUGCACGCCAUUCCGUUUGGGAAGCUUCGGAAAACAUGGGCUUUGAUUUCAGGCAAUGCAGUUUUUCUACUCUCUGAUUUGGAUAUACUUUUUAGCGGGCCGUUCUCCCACCACGUCAAAUUUUAUAGUUUUAUUUUCAUACACAAGAUUUCUACCAGGGUGGUUUGUGUAAAUGGUAAGCAUCCAUAAUCUCCAAAAAAAGUCUUUGGAAUAUCCUCCACGAUUUAUUGACAUCACUCUGGUCAGCAUUGCACACUAGCAACUUUUGUACAAGUAAGGUGUAUCAUGUAUUCAACACAAGGGUUUCUAAUGUCAAGAGGCGGAAAACUUGAUCACCUCUUGAAGAGCUCGUUCGACAGUAAUAAACAUUUAAUGACUGGUCCCGAGGGUCGUCCCGAGGGAAACAGUCAUUAAAGAGGUUAAGCUUCACGUUUACGUCAAACGGCAAACGCGAAUUUGUAACACGUGACCAAGUUUCUUCGUUACUGUUCAUUAUUUCUACACAUAAAUUAGUUGUUUUAGUGUGAAAUAAAGAAUUGAAUUGAAUUGCGUAUAUAAGAUAUUUACAUAAGUGUACGUAGGUAGGAAAAUAAAGUAGCUGACAAAUAAUAAUUAACUAAAAGACAUUAAGUUCAUUUGUGUACAUGGUCCAAAGUAGCAAGAGCUUUCUUGUUGGACACAGUCAUGUUGAAAUAAUUGGCAGCAGUAAAGAGAGGAAUAAAAUCUCAGAUAAUAUCAGUAAUAGAACAUAUAAGCAAGGUCAGAUUUGGUUAAUGAAUUGUUUGAAUUGUUUUGAGCAGUUUUAUCUGCUCAUUUCCUAUUUCGAGAAAUUCUCAAUUUGAAUCUGUCGUUUGCCGUUUGCCGUAUACGUGAAGCUUGAACUCUCUAACUUCACUUUGUUUCCCGAGAAUCUCAACGCCGAGGGAAACAUUCAGAUUCGAGGAAGCCAAAUGAACUGUUUCCCGAGGGACCAGUCUUUAAGUACAGAUUUGUUAUAUAGCAAAAAAAUUUUGAGGCUGAAAAAUGAUUAAACCUCGCCGUAACGGCGGUCGUCGAUCAACAUUCGCGUGUAACAGUGCGCUGUUACCCUGUGACGUCAUAGAUUUUGCAAUUUUGCCCGCUCAGAGAUCUUGGCGGGAAACAGUUUGAUUUUUAGAUGUUAGGGCGAGAGGAAUAAUUGUUUUUGUAAAAUGCAACUAGUUGGUCAAAAAUAUUGAGACAAAACAACUUAUGCUAGCAAGCUUAAGCUGUUUUGGUUUUCAAAGCCAGCGCUUUUCGCUACUAGUGGGCUAUAACAUAUAGCCUAGUCGCAGCUCAACCAAUCAGAACGUAGCAUUGAUNUAAAGAGGUUAAGCUUCACGUUUACGUCAAACGGCAAACGCGAAUUUGUAACACGUGACCAAGUUUCUUCGUUACUGUUCAUUAUUUCUACACAUAAAUUAGUUGUUUUAGUGUGAAAUAAAGAAUUGAAUUGAAUUGCGUAUAUAAGAUAUUUACAUAAGUGUACGUAGGUAGGAAAAUAAAGUAGCUGACAAAUAAUAAUUAACUAAAAGACAUUAAGUUCAUUUGUGUACAUGGUCCAAAGUAGCAAGAGCUUUCUUGUUGGACACAGUCAUGUUGAAAUAAUUGGCAGCAGUAAAGAGAGGAAUAAAAUCUCAGAUAAUAUCAGUAAUAGAACAUAUAAGCAAGGUCAGAUUUGGUUAAUGAAUUGUUUGAAUUGUUUUGAGCAGUUUUAUCUGCUCAUUUCCUAUUUCGAGAAAUUCUCAAUUUGAAUCUGUCGUUUGCCGUUUGCCGUAUACGUGAAGCUUGAACUCUCUAACUUCACUUUGUUUCCCGAGAAUCUCAACGCCGAGGGAAACAUUCAGAUUCGAGGAAGCCAAAUGAACUGUUUCCCGAGGGACCAGUCUUUAAGUACAGAUUUGUUAUAUAGCAAAAAAAUUUUGAGGCUGAAAAAUGAUUAAACCUCGCCGUAACGGCGGUCGUCGAUCAACAUUCGCGUGUAACAGUGCGCUGUUACCCUGUGACGUCAUAGAUUUUGCAAUUUUGCCCGCUCAGAGAUCUUGGCGGGAAACAGUUUGAUUUUUAGAUGUUAGGGCGAGAGGAAUAAUUGUUUUUGUAAAAUGCAACUAGUUGGUCAAAAAUAUUGAGACAAAACAACUUAUGCUAGCAAGCUUAAGCUGUUUUGGUUUUCAAAGCCAGCGCUUUUCGCUACUAGUGGGCUAUAACAUAUAGCCUAGUCGCAGCUCAACCAAUCAGAACGUAGCAUUGAUGAUAUACCACUAGUUGGAUUUUACUAAAUAACAAUAGUAGAUGCUGAGAGUUCUUACAAACAUCCUUGAAGGGGUGUGGUUCAUCAUUGCGGGCCUUGCUAUUCUUACUCAGUGUGGCUGGGGAUGUUUCUUUUAUUUCAUUUACAGGCGUUGCAUGGGAUGGCAAGUGAGAAUGAUGGCCAUGUCAUAUGCCCGAAAACCAAAGAGUCCUUCCGAGUUGAUCAAGCUGAGAAAGUAUAUGUUAUGUAGGAAUAAAGAUCAGUAAGCUCUGUGAGUUGAGAAAUAUAAUGCUACUUGAAUGGCUAGCACUUGACCUUUGUUCACAUAGUAUAUAUGGUUUUUUGUAACGGAUAUUACAGCGUCGCUAUAAUAUAAGACGACCUGGACCCUUUCACUUGAGUACAGAAUUCACAGGUAGCCUGAAGUUUGGCAGUUUCGUUAACAACAAGCCCAGAAACAAAAUCGCAACAUUGAAUUUAGAAAAAAAAUUGAAUUUUUUACAUCUGGAGUCGCAGAGGGUUUUUUCAUUACUAAAUCAUGUAAAAAUGGAACGGCGAAGCCACAAGCCUCGUAAACCGUGAACUCGGUUUGUUAUUUGCAGCCUGGGAAAGUAAUUAUUGAAUUAAAAACAACAACAACAACAAUACCCCUUUUUACAAAGAAAUGUAUUGCGGCUGUUACAGCUUGCCGACCCAACGUUUCACUUUAUAAAACUGUAGAAUUUUUUCUAUUAAUUGUUAAGAGGCAGUCUCCCCAAAAGCGGUCCACUCGACUUCGCGACCAAAAAUAGUUUUCCUUUAUUUUUUGAUGGUGAAGAGGCUUUGGUAGGUAUAUACUAAAAUCGCUAUUUUUGUUUUCAAAUUCUUUUUCUUACCGCUGCUACGAGCCAAAAACAAAUUGAGUCCGUCUCGGCCUCUCAGAGGAUAAUCGAAAGACCAAAAUUGGUGCAUUUUGAGAGGCGCGCUGCAAACAAACGAAUGCCUUCACAAAAAAUCUGUUUCAUACAGUUUUAUUAGUUGACCUCAGAUAGUUCACAGGCUAAAUGUAAACAUCUUUGACAAAAUAAGUUACGCGGCACAGUAGUUCAAAGACUACCUAUUCUACUGGCUUAAUUCAAACCCUGAAAGUAAGGAAGGUUUGAGGGAAAAAAUCUCAAAAGUUGCGGCCUAAAUCAAGGAUAAAAAACACAUAAAAGUAAAGUUUUGAACCUAUUUUAUUGGUUUAUAGGCUCAGACUUGUGGGUAUCUUUUGGGAUUGCAGACGACAAGACAUUGUAAUCUGACAUGGUGCGUAUUUGCAUAAUUAACGGCGGUGUUGGAUGUCACGAUUGUAGAGGUUUAAAGUUCCACGAAAUUGCCGUUUUUGACACUUAAAUUCGUCUGCAGCAUCUAAAAGUCAGAUAAUGAACUUCUUUAAACACUUUUAAACCGAAAGAGAUUAUUAACAGGCAUCGUCAUGCUUAUCAAUAUAACGAUCACCACGAUCAACUGGCGGGCAUACAUACAUAUUGAACCAUAGUUGAUCCACUCUACUGUGUCUAAAUCAGAAGUUGAUUCAAGCUUUAUCGAUGAUGAGAAUAGGGAUGACAAACCGGGAAGACAAAUCUAUACAAGAAAAGCAAUGAAAUUUUUUUAGUUCUUUCCCCCAUUUCAGUAGUGUGAAACUCGCCGCGGUACAAACAACUGUAAAAAUCAGACUGCCAACUAUCAUUUGAAACAAAGCCGGUAUACACUGCUUCAUCUUUUUUCGGCAAAUAAGAAGCUUACCUUUACUUUAGGUUCUUAAUGAAAGAAAUUUAUUCAGCAAGCCAGCAGUUGAAUUGAAUUUACUGACGCCUAACCAGCAAGCCUUACGUUAUACGUUAUAUUAUCACAAUCAAAUCAUAGCGUGAUUGUCACGUAAUGUUAUGGUCACGUCGCUUCGUAACUUGUGGGGCGCGAUCCAUUGAACAAAAUUCCAAACGGUUCAACCGGGAAAAGUGGUCCACCUCAAAAGGUGGACCGGUUUUUUCGAAACUUUUCCGGUUGGACCGAACCGAUCCAUUGAGUUUUGGACCGAAAUUUCCGGAAAUUUUGGUUGAAUGUAUCGCGUCCGUGGUGUUACUGAAAACCCCCGUCGGGGGAUGGGUACUUCCUUAUAAGGCUAUUGGGGAUGUGUCGCUGGAUGGGGUCGCAUUUUCACGACUGGAUUGACUAUAAUGAUCGUCGCAUUUUCAAUGGAGUUACUAGAAUAGGGUUGCACAUUGUCGGAUUUUAUGGGGCAAGACGGUUCUUCAUAUUUAUGGAUAGCAAACGUUCCAGAACGAAAGACUAAAAACCCAUCAAACGAAAGACUAAAAACCCAUCAAACCUUUUACCCCACCCAGCCAGGUUACUAAUCAUAAUUGUUAAACAUGUGAAUUCAACUCUAGUCUAUAUAGACAACAAUCUUGAAAAAUAGAAUGAAAUGUCGCUCUAACAAUAAUGUUCUGUAUGGCUAACACUCAAAAUUGCAUUAGGCAAAUAUGUUCACUUUUGGUCAGGAAUGCAACUGCAACUUACAGUUUAAUUAAAUGCUACAAACACGGCACGACUAUUCUAGGGUAGCAUAAUAUUUUUUAGGACACAAUCGACCACAUUACAAAGACUUUCUACAAUUCCAGUGUUCAGUCAUGUCGCCGAUUUCCUACUUGUGGCAUUCACAUUCCUUGACAGCUUCCUUUAAUUUGUUAAUUAAAGUGGUCUUGACGUCCUUAGCCUUAAAAGGAAGGUCUAGGUUCACACAGAUGGCCUUAAGUUUAGGUACGGUUAAGUUAGAGAGUGAAUCCAAUUUUGCGAGCUCGCAGAUGUCAUAGCCAUCAUGUGUUAUAGGAUGAACAAGUCCAAUUUUGCUGACAACCUCCUCUACUUCCAUAUGUCUUUCCUUUUCGGCAAGGUAUGCCACUUCAUCUUCAUCAAAGCUGUCAUCAUGAUCGUCGUCACCCUCCAAUUCUUGUUUGUUCGUCCGCCUUUUGCUGGCUGCAAGCCGUGAAAAAAAACCCUUGUAUUUGGCUUUUCGACAACCAUUCACUCCUUUGAAACUUACGCUCACCAUCAGUGUUUCUUGCUACCCGCAUGUCCGCAGCCACCUGGGUAGGAUCGGCUUUUCUACCUGUGUCCUCACCAAAGUCAAAUUUUGCUGUGAGGUAGCUUUUUACAUUUUCAGAAAACCUAGCACCUCCUCCUCUUGGUUUUUGUAGCGCCCAACCCAAACCACAAGGUUCUUCCUGUAAUUGCUCGCAGCCUGUUUCUUCUUCAGCGGUGAGCGACAAUUUUGAUUCAAGUGUUACAGAUAGAAACUUUGCUGCCCAAUCGCGCUUAAGACGGUCGUACAUGCUCUCGGGGCUUACUUUCAUGUCGUGCUCACCAAAAUGAAUGUGGUCUUGAAGUUCCUCUGCUGUAGAGAACUCCCUGGAACAGCAGGACUCGGGACACAUGAAAAGAGAGUUAUCACGAGCGCCUUCAUCGUCGCUGGGAGUCGCCUUAAUAGCCCUAGAUGCCAAGGGGUAAAAUUCAUGAUUAUGAACUUCCUUUAUUGAUGUAGGACCUUGUGUGCGACGGAUAAGCUGUGACCAUGGAAUAAGUUUACCCACACCGACACCAUACGCCUUUACAAUGCGAAGCCCUUCUUCUUCAUAAAAAAAAUUGUGGAAGCUACUGAAAUUACUGAUGCGGUCGACUUUUAUCUCAUGGGUUGUUUGGGAGACUUGGCAAACAGCAGCAGUUGUUCCCUUUACUUACCUUGCCUUAAGCGCCUCGUGCAUGUCGGAUGCUGUCAGGAUAUCAUGUCCUUCGUUGCAGUAACGGCGAAUGGCCCCCUUUAUUGGGCUGAUGAUGCGAUCACAGACAUCUUUGCCAAAUUGAGGUUCCGAAAAGUCAUACCUAAAAUUAAAAAUAAAGCCGCAGCUACCUUGGCCGUACUUUUCUAAUAUAAUUGAACCUACAUUACAAGCGUUACAAGGCCCGAGUUCUAACUGUUUAAUCUUAAACUAUAUACGUAUAAUACGAAGGACCACCAGAAAUCUAGCUGCGUUCAGCUGGCAUUAGGGCUGUAAGUACUUUUUCGACAAAACUGAAAAAAUACUCAGGGAAAAGCGAGAUAUCAUAUAACUAGCAAUUUUUUAAAGAUCAGAAUUUUCAAGCGGUUUGCUGCAAUCAUCUAUCAAUUGUUUUCGCUAAAAAUGAUAAAUGAAUCUUUGGGUUGGCAGUCAGUAUUUCAUUAUAUCUUGUGUGCAGUUUGAGUAAUCGUUCAUUAAUUAUAACCUUGCCGCAAGUGCAACUUGUAGUCGAUUCGUUCUAAAUUGGUAAAGGAGAAGUUUGAAACAGGCUGCAUGCUUUGACUCAGUUUUAGAGUGAACUGUAAUUUAUUUUUAUAUUUUAUCAUAAGACAACCUCUUCGUUUACCUCAUAGCUUUUACUCCUACUCGAACACCAAGGUCGUGGACAGCAGCAAUUAGAUUGUUGUUGUGGUAGCAGCCCGCUCCGUCUGAGCGCAAGAAGGCUUGAUUGACUUCUGGCUUGUUUUCCUUGAUGAUUGCGAGAAGAUGCUCCAAAAUUGAGUAAACGGUGUACCAGUCCUGUGCACAGCUAUCGAAUAAAUGGACGUAUGACUGAACCUGGAGGCUGUCAUCUGCCGUAUUCCUCGAAAUAACGCAACUGACAUGCCAGUUGAUUCCUCUCUUACCAAACCACUCGGAUUGCUUUUCUCGAUAUUUUAUCUGUAAGAAUUUCAUGGCCCAAUCCAUUACGACCAUGACCGAGUUAUCCUGGAGAGAUUUUAGUACAUCUUGCUUUGCCCGCUCUUGGUUCUCUGCUCUUAAAAUGUGAGACUUCCAUUGAAAAAUCAUUUCUUGGGCUUGGGCAAGGUCAUGCUUGAAGUCCUCUUUCUGUUCACCGCUAUAAUAGUUAAUGGAAGGCGACUCAAUCUGAUCAGCGAUGGACUUUAAUGUUACUUUCAGUUUCUCACACUCGAUACAGCGCACUUGAUGUUGAUGCGGACAAUGUUCGCUGAGUUCUGGAUCUUGUAAGUCACUAAGAGCAAAGUAUCUGCAGUGAUCAGCACAUAAGCUUUCUUCUUCACGGCAAUGCACUCUAUAUUCUGUCUUGAGGUAGCGCUUUCCACUUUUAAGUUUAUUUUGCACUUCAUCGCACCAAGUUCCACUUGCGCCGCAGUUUUUCAAGCCAUCUACUAUCUUGCGCACACUUUCAAACGCUUCAGCGCCUCCUGCAGCUAUGUUAUCCAGUCCUUGAAGCGAUUUUCUUUGAGAAGCUUCUCUGACUUGUAAUAUUCUAAACAGCGUCGAUCUCGAAAGAGGCUCAAACUGAUCUUCGCUGCAAUGCUUUAAAUACUGCUCUAUCAUCGUUGACCUCGCAACAAUUCUGACAACAUUUGGCAUAAGUAACUCUUCUCCUGAAUCUAGCUUCAGCGUCCUGGUUCCAUAAGCCACGUCUUGGUAGAAGUACGGCUGGUUGACAAAAGACAGAAAGUGAUCCAACUUCACCAAAUCAAUUUUCACCCGGUGGCGCAGCGGUUUCUCAACGGACAGUCCAACUCCAACAAUUUUGGCGUGCGAUCUUGCUCUUUUUAUCUGUCGGUCGCUAAGCUUUUCAAAUGGUUCGUGUAUUUUCUUCAAGUAUUGGGCUGGGUAACGAGUAGCAUAGAUGCUGAGUAUCUGGAUUUUAAGGCUCCUUGAUGGUGCUUGCUGAUAUGUAGUUACUAGUGCUUUGAGGUCGCUAGGGAAACCUACUUCCCUUCUUGAUUCUUGAAAUGAUCGUAACAGCUUAUCACUGUCCUUUGGAGCAAUGACGUCACAAACAGCACGACAUGCUUCGUUCACCUGCUCUAUGCAAAGUUCUUUUUCUUUCUUAGUCGCCUCCUCCCACUCGGAGUUAAGUCGGAAAGUCAGGGGCUCCACAGUUUUUCCCGAAAGCGAGGCAAUGUUACUGAGUGCCUCAUUGUAUACUUGAAGAACAUCAGAUUCGUUUUCAGGGGACUCAUCAUCGAACGAACUGUCAGGAGUCAUUGCUUGCCAUCGUCCAAGAGACCAGGCAGGAUCAUUCUUAGUAUGACUUUCUGGUACUGGGGUGUAAAUGCAACUCUCGAUAGAAACAAGUGCUUCUUCUUUGGUUUUUCUAUAGAGGGAAGUCAACAGACAAAUAAGUCAAAAGAAAAUUGUAUUUUUUUUUUCUUACAGAGGAUGAAUGUACAGUAAGUAUCUAAACAAAAAUUAACUGAGCUUUGAGCAGCCAAUCUUUUAUAUUCAAGGACAUUUUUACUUUCUUAGAGUUUGUCAUACUUCCUCCUCGCGUUCUAAGAGUUGUUUUUAUUAAAGGAAGAGUACACAAGAAAUCGUUAGGAAUUAAUACCUUGAUAAGUUUGGUUCGGUUUCUUCCAUGGUAUCUGUGGUAUCUUCCGUUUCAGUACUUUUCGUUUCUCUCAGCCAAAGCCUUUCAGUCUUAAGUCUGCUAGCAUGAAGCUUUCUACAACUGUUACAGAUGGCUAAAAAAUGCAGAGAAAGAGUGACAAGGGUUGCCACAGACUCUCCCCUAACAGACAAUAUUGUGGUUGCUUGUUUUAUGCUAUUUAAUUUCUUUUGCUUACAUCAAACACACAAAGAUGUAUGCAACUAGGUCACUAGAAGUAGAGGUUUGUACUCUUAACCCUCUACAUUUUUUAAGUGGUGAAAGGCAGUUGCUGUUAAUAAAAACAAAACAAAACAACCUCAGGAAAGGACGAUUAGAGAAGAAGAAAGACCUGGGAACGAGGUUGCAAAACAACUCAAGAUUCCGUUACCUUGAAAUCCCCCAACCCCUCACCCCGGUUACCGGGAAAGAACCGUUACUUUGUACUCCAAAACAUAAAUCGCCUUAUCACAACAGCAAACAGAAGGAACAUAUCAAACUGAUAAUGUGACUACACGUUGUUUCAUCUUCAUAUUUAGUACCUUUUUCGUCUGCAUAAAAGUUAAUUAAAAGUUAUUCUAUAUCACAGAAAACUGCUUACGUGAUCCAAUUGGAAUGGUAACUCCGAAAACUUGAAAUAUAUCUCUUGCCAUCUGGAUGUUGAAAACUCGGUCUCCUUUUACCGCUUCUUGUUUUCCCUUGUGAUCAGGGUACUGGCAAGCAGUUGUUGGGCAUUUCCAGUAUGCUCCCAAUUUUCCUCGGUGCCGAGGACGCACGGACAUUUCUGCAAUGUUUCCUUCGCUUAGAUGAAAUUGGCCCGCUCGAAUCAAAAUUAGCUGGUACUCGGAAAUAUUUUCCCUUGAAAGAUGGCAGCGCCUUAGGUGGCAGGAAAUAUCAGAGGUACAUUCCAGCAGCGAUGUUAGUGAUUUCUGUCCUCUGAAUUCUCCACACCCAGAGCUGUCUUUGGUUUUCAUAAAGCAUGCAGCCAUCUUUCACAAACGUAACUUCUUCUUUGUUACGCGUUUGUUGUCAGUGUUUUCGAAUGUUUGUAAAGGAAAUGAUAGAACAGGGAAUUGAAAAUGGAUCCGGAACUGACUUCAUAAAAGGGCCUUUGCCUAUAAAAUUUAAUAGAGAGGCAAAAAGGGUCAAAGUCUCCUUGGGAAACUUUCGUUUUUGAAGGAGAAGUGAUUUCUGUCAAUGUAUAAUUUACAGAAAGUGAUUUUCGGCCAAGAAAAAUUGUUUCUUGCAGUAGCUCUUAUCUGAAGCCACAUCACGUUUUUUUCUCGUGUAACAUAUUUAAUCCAAACGUCCAGAUCCAGAUUCCAGAAAGUCAUUACAAUUACAGUUCAGCCCACGUACAUGUACUUGUUGCGAUAUGGAAUUUUAUUUAUUAUUUGGCCUUGACUGUACACAAUCUUUCAGAUAGUAAAUUAAGAAACUUGAAAAACAGACCUAUUCGUCUCAUAAGAAACAUCACUUGGCGUGCGUGCGACCUGCCCUGACUUAUUGACAUUUUGACGGCCUUAUUAAUUAAAAUACCGAAGUGCCAAGCUGCUUGUUGCUGAUCUACGUAUUAAAAAUACGUAAGUACCUCUCGUGAAUUUUUCCACAUAAAAACGAUAAAAGCUCCAAGUCUUCAUGAGAUUCGGUUUCAAAAAACGUAUAUUAUGUCCUUUCUUCGCGAAAUACAGUAAUGUUUCUUUGUUGCAGCUCAGUAGUAAUUUUUCAAUUGAGCGAUUAUCUCUGGUCAGUAAUUUGCUGCUUGCAAUAGUUUGACUUUCGCAAGUUCAAGAAAGGAAAAACGCUAUUUAAAGUUAUUUUUUACUUCUGUUUUUCCCUUUUAGAUUAGCCUGACAUUAUCUGAAAGAACGAAAUAUAAAGGACAACAAAACAGUAAUGAACUUCUCAUACACACAAGAAUGAGCAGCCGUUGUUUACUUUGUCCAUUUAUACCCGCUCAUGAAAUAAUUUAACAUGGUACAAUCUAAAAAUACGUUCUGGUUUUAGUUUUUAAAUACAGGUUUUCCAAUGCCUUUUUCGAUUCAUUGGUGUCAAUUCAGGCGAAAUAAUGCCCCAAAACAAACACUUUGUAAAUUUUAAAAGUCAUAUGAUCGCGACCUCUGACACGGCCGAUAACUAUGCAAACACGCAUUAUUUGCUGAUUUUCAUCUCUUAUCGCCUUGUGAUCUCAAGGGAUACCCACACGUUUUAACCCAUAAAACGGUAAAAUAGGCUUAAAACUUUACUUUAAUGUGUUUUUUAUGCUUGAUUUAGGCCGCAACUUUCGAGAUAUUCUCCCUCAAAGCUUGCUUACUUUCAACGUUUCGAUAAUGUGAGCAGAAUAGGUCGUAUUUGAACUGUUCUAGCUUGUUCAGUUUUUUAUCAAAGAUGUCUAUAUUUUAUCUGUGAGCUAUCCAAGGUUAACUUGAAAAAGUGGAUUGAACAGUUUUUUUGUGCAGGCAGUCGUUUGUUUGCAGCGCGCCUCUCAAAAUCCAUCAAUUUUAGUCUUUCAAACACUCGCUGAGAGGCCGAGACGGACUCAACUUGUUUUUGGCUUGUAGCUUUGAGGUUCCGAAAAGUCAUACCUAAAAUUAAAAAUAAAGCCGCAGCUACCUUGGCCGUACUUUUCUAAUAUAAUUGAACCUACAUUACAAGCGUUACAAGGCCCGAGUUCUAACUGUUUAAUCUUAAACUAUAUACGUAUAAUACGAAGGACCACCAGAAAUCUAGCUGCGUUCAGCUGGCAUUAGGGCUGUAAGUACUUUUUCGACAAAACUGAAAAAAUACUCAGGGAAAAGCGAGAUAUCAUAUAACUAGCAAUUUUUUAAAGAUCAGAAUUUUCAAGCGGUUUGCUGCAAUCAUCUAUCAAUUGUUUUCGCUAAAAAUGAUAAAUGAAUCUUUGGGUUGGCAGUCAGUAUUUCAUUAUAUCUUGUGUGCAGUUUGAGUAAUCGUUCAUUAAUUAUAACCUUGCCGCAAGUGCAACUUGUAGUCGAUUCGUUCUAAAUUGGUAAAGGAGAAGUUUGAAACAGGCUGCAUGCUUUGACUCAGUUUUAGAGUGAACUGUAAUUUAUUUUUAUAUUUUAUCAUAAGACAACCUCUUCGUUUACCUCAUAGCUUUUACUCCUACUCGAACACCAAGGUCGUGGACAGCAGCAAUUAGAUUGUUGUUGUGGUAGCAGCCCGCUCCGUCUGAGCGCAAGAAGGCUUGAUUGACUUCUGGCUUGUUUUCCUUGAUGAUUGCGAGAAGAUGCUCCAAAAUUGAGUAAACGGUGUACCAGUCCUGUGCACAGCUAUCGAAUAAAUGGACGUAUGACUGAACCUGGAGGCUGUCAUCUGCCGUAUUCCUCGAAAUAACGCAACUGACAUGCCAGUUGAUUCCUCUCUUACCAAACCACUCGGAUUGCUUUUCUCGAUAUUUUAUCUGUAAGAAUUUCAUGGCCCAAUCCAUUACGACCAUGACCGAGUUAUCCUGGAGAGAUUUUAGUACAUCUUGCUUUGCCCGCUCUUGGUUCUCUGCUCUUAAAAUGUGAGACUUCCAUUGAAAAAUCAUUUCUUGGGCUUGGGCAAGGUCAUGCUUGAAGUCCUCUUUCUGUUCACCGCUAUAAUAGUUAAUGGAAGGCGACUCAAUCUGAUCAGCGAUGGACUUUAAUGUUACUUUCAGUUUCUCACACUCGAUACAGCGCACUUGAUGUUGAUGCGGACAAUGUUCGCUGAGUUCUGGAUCUUGUAAGUCACUAAGAGCAAAGUAUCUGCAGUGAUCAGCACAUAAGCUUUCUUCUUCACGGCAAUGCACUCUAUAUUCUGUCUUGAGGUAGCGCUUUCCACUUUUAAGUUUAUUUUGCACUUCAUCGCACCAAGUUCCACUUGCGCCGCAGUUUUUCAAGCCAUCUACUAUCUUGCGCACACUUUCAAACGCUUCAGCGCCUCCUGCAGCUAUGUUAUCCAGUCCUUGAAGCGAUUUUCUUUGAGAAGCUUCUCUGACUUGUAAUAUUCUAAACAGCGUCGAUCUCGAAAGAGGCUCAAACUGAUCUUCGCUGCAAUGCUUUAAAUACUGCUCUAUCAUCGUUGACCUCGCAACAAUUCUGACAACAUUUGGCAUAAGUAACUCUUCUCCUGAAUCUAGCUUCAGCGUCCUGGUUCCAUAAGCCACGUCUUGGUAGAAGUACGGCUGGUUGACAAAAGACAGAAAGUGAUCCAACUUCACCAAAUCAAUUUUCACCCGGUGGCGCAGCGGUUUCUCAACGGACAGUCCAACUCCAACAAUUUUGGCGUGCGAUCUUGCUCUUUUUAUCUGUCGGUCGCUAAGCUUUUCAAAUGGUUCGUGUAUUUUCUUCAAGUAUUGGGCUGGGUAACGAGUAGCAUAGAUGCUGAGUAUCUGGAUUUUAAGGCUCCUUGAUGGUGCUUGCUGAUAUGUAGUUACUAGUGCUUUGAGGUCGCUAGGGAAACCUACUUCCCUUCUUGAUUCUUGAAAUGAUCGUAACAGCUUAUCACUGUCCUUUGGAGCAAUGACGUCACAAACAGCACGACAUGCUUCGUUCACCUGCUCUAUGCAAAGUUCUUUUUCUUUCUUAGUCGCCUCCUCCCACUCGGAGUUAAGUCGGAAAGUCAGGGGCUCCACAGUUUUUCCCGAAAGCGAGGCAAUGUUACUGAGUGCCUCAUUGUAUACUUGAAGAACAUCAGAUUCGUUUUCAGGGGACUCAUCAUCGAACGAACUGUCAGGAGUCAUUGCUUGCCAUCGUCCAAGAGACCAGGCAGGAUCAUUCUUAGUAUGACUUUCUGGUACUGGGGUGUAAAUGCAACUCUCGAUAGAAACAAGUGCUUCUUCUUUGGUUUUUCUAUAGAGGGAAGUCAACAGACAAAUAAGUCAAAAGAAAAUUGUAUUUUUUUUUUCUUACAGAGGAUGAAUGUACAGUAAGUAUCUAAACAAAAAUUAACUGAGCUUUGAGCAGCCAAUCUUUUAUAUUCAAGGACAUUUUUACUUUCUUAGAGUUUGUCAUACUUCCUCCUCGCGUUCUAAGAGUUGUUUUUAUUAAAGGAAGAGUACACAAGAAAUCGUUAGGAAUUAAUACCUUGAUAAGUUUGGUUCGGUUUCUUCCAUGGUAUCUGUGGUAUCUUCCGUUUCAGUACUUUUCGUUUCUCUCAGCCAAAGCCUUUCAGUCUUAAGUCUGCUAGCAUGAAGCUUUCUACAACUGUUACAGAUGGCUAAAAAAUGCAGAGAAAGAGUGACAAGGGUUGCCACAGACUCUCCCCUAACAGACAAUAUUGUGGUUGCUUGUUUUAUGCUAUUUAAUUUCUUUUGCUUACAUCAAACACACAAAGAUGUAUGCAACUAGGUCACUAGAAGUAGAGGUUUGUACUCUUAACCCUCUACAUUUUUUAAGUGGUGAAAGGCAGUUGCUGUUAAUAAAAACAAAACAAAACAACCUCAGGAAAGGACGAUUAGAGAAGAAGAAAGACCUGGGAACGAGGUUGCAAAACAACUCAAGAUUCCGUUACCUUGAAAUCCCCCAACCCCUCACCCCGGUUACCGGGAAAGAACCGUUACUUUGUACUCCAAAACAUAAAUCGCCUUAUCACAACAGCAAACAGAAGGAACAUAUCAAACUGAUAAUGUGACUACACGUUGUUUCAUCUUCAUAUUUAGUACCUUUUUCGUCUGCAUAAAAGUUAAUUAAAAGUUAUUCUAUAUCACAGAAAACUGCUUACGUGAUCCAAUUGGAAUGGUAACUCCGAAAACUUGAAAUAUAUCUCUUGCCAUCUGGAUGUUGAAAACUCGGUCUCCUUUUACCGCUUCUUGUUUUCCCUUGUGAUCAGGGUACUGGCAAGCAGUUGUUGGGCAUUUCCAGUAUGCUCCCAAUUUUCCUCGGUGCCGAGGACGCACGGACAUUUCUGCAAUGUUUCCUUCGCUUAGAUGAAAUUGGCCCGCUCGAAUCAAAAUUAGCUGGUACUCGGAAAUAUUUUCCCUUGAAAGAUGGCAGCGCCUUAGGUGGCAGGAAAUAUCAGAGGUACAUUCCAGCAGCGAUGUUAGUGAUUUCUGUCCUCUGAAUUCUCCACACCCAGAGCUGUCUUUGGUUUUCAUAAAGCAUGCAGCCAUCUUUCACAAACGUAACUUCUUCUUUGUUACGCGUUUGUUGUCAGUGUUUUCGAAUGUUUGUAAAGGAAAUGAUAGAACAGGGAAUUGAAAAUGGAUCCGGAACUGACUUCAUAAAAGGGCCUUUGCCUAUAAAAUUUAAUAGAGAGGCAAAAAGGGUCAAAGUCUCCUUGGGAAACUUUCGUUUUUGAAGGAGAAGUGAUUUCUGUCAAUGUAUAAUUUACAGAAAGUGAUUUUCGGCCAAGAAAAAUUGUUUCUUGCAGUAGCUCUUAUCUGAAGCCACAUCACGUUUUUUUCUCGUGUAACAUAUUUAAUCCAAACGUCCAGAUCCAGAUUCCAGAAAGUCAUUACAAUUACAGUUCAGCCCACGUACAUGUACUUGUUGCGAUAUGGAAUUUUAUUUAUUAUUUGGCCUUGACUGUACACAAUCUUUCAGAUAGUAAAUUAAGAAACUUGAAAAACAGACCUAUUCGUCUCAUAAGAAACAUCACUUGGCGUGCGUGCGACCUGCCCUGACUUAUUGACAUUUUGACGGCCUUAUUAAUUAAAAUACCGAAGUGCCAAGCUGCUUGUUGCUGAUCUACGUAUUAAAAAUACGUAAGUACCUCUCGUGAAUUUUUCCACAUAAAAACGAUAAAAGCUCCAAGUCUUCAUGAGAUUCGGUUUCAAAAAACGUAUAUUAUGUCCUUUCUUCGCGAAAUACAGUAAUGUUUCUUUGUUGCAGCUCAGUAGUAAUUUUUCAAUUGAGCGAUUAUCUCUGGUCAGUAAUUUGCUGCUUGCGAUAGUUUGACUUUCGCAAGUUCAAGAAAGGAAAAACGCUAUUUAAAGUUAUUUUUUACUUCUGUUUUUCCCUUUUAGAUUAGCCUGACAUUAUCUGAAAGAACGAAAUAUAAAGGACAACAAAACAGUAAUGAACUUCUCAUACACACAAGAAUGAGCAGCCGUUGUUUACUUUGUCCAUUUAUACCCGCUCAUGAAAUAAUUUAACAUGGUACAAUCUAAAAAUACGUUCUGGUUUUAGUUUUUAAAUACAGGUUUUCCAAUGCCUUUUUCGAUUCAUUGGUGUCAAUUCAGGCGAAAUAAUGCCCCAAAACAAACACUUUGUAAAUUUUAAAAGUCAUAUGAUCGCGACCUCUGACACGGCCGAUAACUAUGCAAACACGCAUUAUUUGCUGAUUUUCAUCUCUUAUCGCCUUGUGAUCUCAAGGGAUACCCACACGUUUUAACCCAUAAAACGGUAAAAUAGGCUUAAAACUUUACUUUAAUGUGUUUUUUAUGCUUGAUUUAGGCCGCAACUUUCGAGAUAUUCUCCCUCAAAGCUUGCUUACUUUCAACGUUUCGAUAAUGUGAGCAGAAUAGGUCGUAUUUGAACUGUUCUAGCUUGUUCAGUUUUUUAUCAAAGAUGUCUAUAUUUUAUCUGUGAGCUAUCCAAGGUUAACUUGAAAAAGUGGAUUGAACAGUUUUUUUGUGCAGGCAGUCGUUUGUUUGCAGCGCGCCUCUCAAAAUCCAUCAAUUUUAGUCUUUCAAACACUCGCUGAGAGGCCGAGACGGACUCAACUUGUUUUUGGCUUGUAGCCGCGGUAAGGAAAAGAAUUUGAAAACAAAAAUAGCGAUUUUAGUAUAUACCUAUCAAAGCCUCUUCACCAACAAAAAAUAAAGGAAAACUAUUUUUGGUCGCGAAAUCGAGUGGACCACUUUUAGGGAGACUGCCUCUUAAUAUUCAUAAUGUCGAAUUUUUAUGUGCACUAUUUGUUUCAUUUUACUCGGUGUUUGAAAAUGUAGCUUGCAUGGUAAGCGCUCGAAAGGCGAGGGAGGCGGAGAGAGGAAUUUGGGCACGCGAGAACGCGAAUGCCCUCACGAGCCUGAUUUUCUUCCAUUCUCUCUCCAGUCACGUUCGAACGCUUGUUGUGCAGGCUAUAAAUACUAGUGCUUCUUGUGUUGUUCUUUUACCACAGGUGGCCCAGACUCUGUGGUAGUUGGUUAGACUUUGAAUUUAUAAGAGAAUGUAUGAAAUAAACUAAAUAGGCCCUA
This is a messenger RNA of Porites evermanni, 28706 nucleotides long. NCBI's taxonomy places the organism in Eukaryota, Metazoa, Cnidaria, Anthozoa, Scleractinia, Poritidae. The record is from the annotation of a GenBank genome assembly.